This is a messenger RNA of Coniophora puteana RWD-64-598 SS2, 870 nucleotides long. RefSeq lists its product as uncharacterized. The coding region runs from base 1 to 870 and encodes 289 amino acids. The record is from RefSeq and is a predicted model, not a curated record. The transcript is spliced from 7 exons. Lineage: Eukaryota; Fungi; Basidiomycota; Agaricomycetes; Boletales; Coniophoraceae.
AUGGAUACAACCUUUGCGGUACUUGGAGGAAGGGCAGACUUUGCUCCAGCGAAGACCACGGGCAUACAUUAUGAUUGGCUCCGUGGCUCCUGGCUUCUACCGGGCGGACAUUAUUGCGGUCCUUGGUGCAAUCACAUUUUCAACUCAGCAAUACCUCCGCAGUUUACCUGCGCAAUUAUUGCUCGUUCCUUGGAAGUCCCCUUUGCAGGACAUUCUGGGACGGGUCCAAAAGUUCGAAGAGGGAUGAAAUCUCCGAUGAUACAGGAUCGACAUCGGAGUUUGGCAAUAUUCAUGUACUGCGCAGAAGUGGUGCCCGCGGUAGCAGUCUAUGACCCCUAUCCUAUGUCGGUGGUGCUGAUCUCGUCAAAGUUCGAUCAGCGUAAAGAGGUACGAACAUUGCACCGCGGUCACCAAGAUGCGGCACCGUCUCAGAUGGAAGGUAGUGGGGAUCGUCUCCUUAAAUCACAAGCUACAGCUACCUGGCUCAAGGCGACGCGUUGGGGAUAUGUUUGUGCUGACUCUAAAAUUCUGGCAGAUAUUCUCGGCCCUUCCAAACCCCUGGCGCAGUUGCCUAUAACCUGGCCAGUAACCCGGCUAGGAAGCUUCGAACCUAAUCGCGGCUCUGGCCGCACCGCAUGCUCGUAUGCGUCAUUCGCGAUUGCAAAUUUAGGCGCAUAUGCAAUGCAGCUUCAAUGCAUUGCACUAUUCCAAGUUGUGCUUGCUGUUGAGUCUGAGAUCGCCGAGUUCUGGAUUUCAUCUGCGCGAGCCGAAGAAUCGGACAAGUCACUGUCCCUACACGACGGGGUUGUCGAGGAACAGCCCAAGUGGCUCUCUAUUGCUGACGAGGGCAGUGGGCAGACUUUACCGUGA